AUGCCCCGUCCGGCGGGCAGAGGGGAUUUACCGCCGACUAAAACCAUCAUCGUCUACAGGAACGGCGACGCUUUCUUCCCCGGAAGGAAACUGGUCGUGAACCCGCGGCAGCUGUCGACCUUUGACGGCUUUUUGACCUUUCUGACCAGAACCAUCGAGGCUCCGUUCGGGGCCGUCCGGAGGCUGUACACGCCCCGGCAGGGCCACCGGGUCCAGCACAUGGACGAGCUGAAGCACGGCAGCGUGUAUGUGGCGGCUGGAAACGAGCAGUUCAAGAAGCUGGACUAUUGUGAGAUAACAACCAAGAAGCCGCAGAGGAAGAAGCAAGAACACAUUCAACCUGUUGCUCACAGUAAAAUAGUCGUUUCUGCUCGCUGGGAGAGAUUUGCUGACGAGUCUUACACCAUACAUGUUUUUACCAACGGGGACGUCCUGGCUUCUCCGGUCCGAAUAAGAAUCCCAAAGUAUACUCGUAGAAGCUGGGAGAACGUUUUAGCCAUGGUGACGGAGAAAGUGCGUCUUCGUACUGGUGCUGUUUACAGGCUUUGCACAUUAGACGGACGGCCCGUCUGCGGUCCCACUGAGCUGGAGAACAACCAGCACUAUGUUGCAGUUGGUGCAGAAAAGUUUAAAGCCCUCCCGUACGACCGGUGCGUCCCCUGCAGGGAAUUAGUAAAGAGAAACGACGCGAUUGAAGGCCAAGACACCCGGCCCGCUCUGAGAAACAAAAGACAUGCAAAGGAUAUGCCUCCUGAUACACACAGUUGUCUGCUCCCACCGGAGACGUUUGCUCAUACCGGCUUUAGAGAAGACCUUGAGCACACAGCCAGGGGCCAGAUGAAGAAACACACAGCCAAGCCAGAGACAACCAAACAACAGAGGCAGGUGUCCAGAAACCCAGGUCUCUUCUCGACGGGGGAGGGCAGCGUGUUCAAUGCACAAAACAAAAGAAGUGAGAUGGCAGGAGCAGCGGAGGUGCAGGAAGAGCGCCAGUUGAAGGUGGACCUGCCAAUUGAUCAGGUUGAGGCCAAGAUAGUUGAAGAGGAGUAUGAAGAUGGGAGUUCUUCUGCGAGUCUCUGCAAGGCCUCCCUCCACGAUUCCGAUAACUUGUGUCUGCACAGGUCGUUGUUUGCGGAUUCCAGGAAGGAUGAGGCUAAAGAGAGGGAGGUGUCUUCCAGGCUCGGCAGAAUACGGUCACGGGUGUCCCGGCUUUUCAAGGGUAAAACGAAACCGUAACGUUUCUCGUUUCCAGCUGCAUCUCUUUCAUUCAAAAGACUCAUUGAACGCAGUGUCAGACUGCUAAGGACCAGACGUCCUCGUUCUCUUCUGUCUCCAGAAG
Molecule: messenger RNA, 1339 nt
Organism: Stegastes partitus (bicolor damselfish)
Lineage: Eukaryota; Metazoa; Chordata; Actinopteri; Pomacentridae
Gene: dcdc2c
Product: doublecortin domain containing 2C
Exons: 13
Coding region: 1-1236 (411 amino acids)
Biological process (GO): intracellular signal transduction
Cellular component (GO): microtubule organizing center; microtubule
Source: RefSeq, a predicted model, not a curated record